This is a messenger RNA of Dentiscutata erythropus, 1731 nucleotides long. The record is from the annotation of a GenBank genome assembly. Lineage: Eukaryota; Fungi; Glomeromycota; Glomeromycetes; Diversisporales; Gigasporaceae.
AUGGAGUAUCUUGAAUUCGCUAACGACAUUACACCACUUAAAAUAACAGGAGUUGUGGUCAACAGUGAUGGAACUUCUAAACCAUUUGAUUUGAGAGAGCCGGAUAUUAGUAAAGUUUUGUUAAUGUCAUUGGACGAAAUGCGGGAAUACUUAUGCCAAGAAAGUUUAGUGUUAAUUGGUCGACAAAACACUAAUUUUCGAAAUGCAUUUGAAAAUAAGAUACCUCUCGCCAGAGAAUCUGAGUGUAAACUUAAAGAUAUUUUAGUUCCGACAAAUGAAGAGGCACAAGAUGGUUCAUAUUCUUUUUACCUGGAAAAAGACUUAAGAAUGCCAGGCUUUCCCGAAAUUGUAGAUAGACUUCAUAUAGACAAAGGAUUUAAAAAAACUGAAAAUGGUAACAUUGUGUCAGCAAACGAAAGCGCUUUUCGUAUCAGGAGGCCGCAUAUGAUGGAUGUUAUUAUUGAUCAGAAACUUGAACAGCAUAACGCAGGUCCUGGGAGAAAAUUGCUUAUCCUAAAAAAAGGCUCUAUUAGAUUGUUGCAGGAAGAUUUGGAGCCUACUAAAGAAUAUAUCGAUGCAGUUAGAAAUGCAUUAAAUCAUUCUGAAAAUAAUCAAGAACAAAGAGAAGCCCUAGUUAGGGUAGGGGAAGAAUUCGGAUUUUUCUGGUCAAAAGAAGUUGAACUUGGAGGCAAACUUUACGUGAAUGAUGGACAAGCCAAUAACAUUGAUGGGUUGGAAAUUUUGAGGCUUUUUAAAAAUUGGAAAAUUAUUGAACACAACGAGUUAUUGUCAUUAUAUAAUUUAUUACCACAAGAACUUAUUUUAAGGAUAAAAAAGGUCAUAGGAAUGAAAUUAUUACAUCAUGAAAUCUUGUCCAUUCAAAUACCAAGAAACCGUGACAGCAUAACUAAAAAGAUCCCGAAACCUCAAGUAAUUUCUACAUUUAGAGGCGUUAAGAUAUUCACUUCUGCUAUUGUAAUGAAUAAUGCAAGACCAUAUCGAAAUGUGAUUGGAAUUAGAGUCGAUUAUAUGGAUGAUGAUAAUCCGUAUAUUGUAGUUCACAGAAUUGGUCCGGCGAAAAAUUAUUUUGAGCUCUCAAUUCCUUGGAUGCUAAUUGGCUAUGCAGAGGAUCUACCAAUCGAACCGUUCAAAGAUUAUCCUGUUGAUUAUAUUUGGACUAAAAACUUUCAGUAUGAUACUAAUAAUGCUAACAUUCAAACAUUCGAACAUCCGUAUUUAAAUUUUGAAGAAUAUUGCUGGUUAGGAACUUGCAUUUUAAAGUAUAAUGAUAAUCCCGCAUAUAAUUUUGGGCAUUCUAAUGAUGUUAUUAGUUAUAAUUUCCGUAAUAAUGCAGCAAAUAAUGGUACAAAAAUAUGUUGUUAUCAAUAUGAUCUCCAAAAUAAUCUAAUUAGCAAUACUUUAAAGUUUAAGGCUAAUUGCGCAAUUAUAUCAGACACCCCCGAUUUCGAAGUUGUCAGCCCAGUCAAUCAUGAGUGGGAUUAUAGACCCUGCAUGCUACAAUACCUAUUGAGAAAUAGUCAUACCUUUACUGGAAACAAAUGGCAAUUGCCUACCCUCUCAAAAUGCGUAUUUGCAAGUAUCCAUUAUUCAGAUUUUCGAGGCAAUCCUCUUAUUUUAAACAUUCAUAAGAAAUACCCUAUUGUUAAAUCACUAGAUAAUGUAUCUGAAGAUCUUAAUGCCUUGGUUGGUUAUGUUAAGGUAGUUAGAUAA